This is a messenger RNA of Paramisgurnus dabryanus, 2337 nucleotides long. RefSeq names its product septin 7a (gene septin7a). Gene Ontology annotation, molecular function: GTP binding. The record is from RefSeq and is a predicted model, not a curated record. Gene Ontology annotation, cellular component: septin complex. NCBI's taxonomy places the organism in Eukaryota, Metazoa, Chordata, Actinopteri, Cypriniformes, Cobitidae.
CGGUCUACAGCAACAGAAGAACCUUGAGGGGUACGUGGGGUUUGCCAACCUUCCCAACCAAGUGUACAGAAAGUCUGUAAAGAGGGGCUUUGAGUUCACUCUCAUGGUCGUCGGGGAAUCGGGUUUGGGAAAGUCAACGCUGAUCAACUCCUUAUUCCUGACAGAUCUGUAUUCUCCAGAGUAUCCUGGACCUUCUCACAGAAUCAAGAAGACUGUUCAGGUGGAGCAGUCCAAGGUACUGAUAAAAGAAGGUGGAGUUCAGCUGCUUCUCACCAUCGUAGACACGCCGGGGUUCGGAGAUGCUGUGGAUAACAGUAACUGCUGGCAGCCCGUCACCGAUUACAUCGAUAGCAAGUUUGAGGAUUACCUUAAUGCAGAAUCGCGCGUCAACAGACGCCAGAUGCCCGACAGCAGAGUACAGUGCUGUCUUUACUUCAUCGCCCCCUCUGGACACGGACUCAAACCACUGGAUAUUGAGUUCAUGAAACGGUUACAUGAAAAAGUGAACAUCAUCCCACUCAUUGCUAAAGCAGACACACUGACUCCAGAAGAGUGCCAACAGUUCAAGAAGCAGAUUAUGAGAGAGAUCCAGGAACACAAGAUCAAAAUCUAUGAGUUCCCAGAGACGGAUGAUGAGGAGGAGAGCAAAAUAGUAAAGAGGAUUAAGGACCGUUUGCCUCUGGCUGUGGUUGGCAGUAACACCAUCAUCGAGGUCAACGGGAAGCGGGUUCGGGGGAGGCAGUACCCCUGGGGCGUGGCGGAAGUUGAGAACGGGGAGCACUGUGACUUUACAAUCCUUCGAAACAUGCUUAUAAGAACUCAUAUGCAGGACCUGAAGGACGUGACCAACAACGUCCAUUACGAGAACUACAGGAGUAGAAAACUGGCUGCUGUCACUUACAAUGGUGUGGACAACAACAAGAACAAAGGGCAACUCACAAAAUUUGACUCAGGUGACGGCAUGAGUCCUCUGGCACAGAUGGAGGAGGAGAGGAGAGACCACGUGACUAAGAUGAAGAAGAUGGAAAUGGAGAUGGAGCAGGUGUUCGAGAUGAAGGUUAAAGAGAAGAUCCAGAAACUUAGAGACUCGGAGGCAGAGCUCCAGCGACGUCAUGAGCAGAUGAAGAAGAAUCUGGAGGCCCAGCACAAAGAGUUGGAGGAAAAAAGACGUCAGUUUGAGGACGAAAAGGUCAACUGGGAGACCCAACAACGCCUGCUGGAGCAGCAGAAACUGGACGCUUCCAGGACCUUGGAGAAGAACAAAAAGAAAAAGAUCUUUUAAACCACCCGGACCAUCAACACAUCCUAGUUGCCAAUUGUACCAGCCUGGACCCUCAGUCGACCAAAAAAAUACAUUUAUAUACGUACAACCCCUUGCUUUUCUUUUGUUGUUUUUCACUGCUGGUGUUUGUGGAUCAGACCCACUGACCUGGAAACACAUCUGCCCAUUCUGUUCUCUUUCCACAUCUAAAAACAUCUGACAUUCAUGCAUCCAUUAGGGCCGGACUGCACAGAAACCGAGAGAUGUGUAGCUCGCGUAACAUAUGAAUGAAACUUACAAACAACUUCUUGGAGAUAUGCAAUAUUGUUUCAAAGAACGUCCACUUAAAAAACUGUACGGUAACUUUUAAUUCCCUUUCUGUGUCAGUUGUUUGCUAAAUGUUUUUAGUUCCAGAGGUCAGUUCCUCUUAACUGCAUAUUGAUUGACAGCAUCAAUAAGAACUAAAGGCUGAAUCUUACCUCAGGCAUUUGUUAUCAGACAACUUUGAGGCUUUUUUGCCCUUUUCAUAAUUGUUAAGCUCUUCCAGUUUUGUGUAAUUUAAAUUAUUUAGCCAUUCAUGCAACGUUUGACUAGUUACUGUUUUGUCAUGUUCAUUUUUGUUCUUUCAUAUAUCGGCGCAGCUCUCUGUUAGUUUAUAUCUUAAGUGGAAGUCAUUUACAGAGCCUUUAUAAACGUCACAUGAUAUGUUAACGGAUCCUCCUGUUGUGUUAGGAUUGUAAUGUGAUGAUGCAAAUGAGUCUAUUCUGAGAGUUGUGUACUGUAGGAGGAGACAUGACACAUUGUGAGGCUUUAAAGUGAUUUGUUAAUGUCCAAUGACCACUGGUUUGUUUUGUGUUUAUUUCUUAUAUUAAUUGAUACAGUGAGCUGCCAGUCUUGGCCAGUUUUCCUUUUUUUUUUUUUUGCUCCAUAUAGGCACUGAGUUUCUUUCCAGAGCUGCUCCCAUUUCCAAUACCACAACUAGCUUUCUGUCAUGUACUUUGCAGGUUCUUUUUUAUAAUUUGUCUCGCUUCAUUUUUUAUUAAGUCACAAAUAAACUUGUGAUGAUGCCACUUGAA